AAAAUAAAGUGCAUCAAAAACAGUCUCGGCCAGCAAUGUUAUUUUGCUCACGAAGAAUCUGCUUUCAUCGCUAAUUGCUGUUGUGGAAACAAGAGAGAGUUCCAGAUGCAUAUUGUUGAUAAUACUGGCAAAGAAGUCAUUCGCGCUUAUCAUCAAUUUGAAUGCGACAUUGGUUGUUGUUGGUGCAUUGAAGGUGAAACUUGCGCAUUCAUAGUUCCUGUAGAAUCCCCAUCAGGAGUUCCGAUCGGAAGAAUCAUUCAACUGUGGUCUUCGUGGAAACCAAAGUUUGGAAUCCAGAACCAACUUCAUCAAACUGUGUUGGUCAUUUGGAGUCCCUGUUGCAUCUGUUCCGGACCUUGUUGCCCACAAGAUGUUCCCUUCGAAGUGAUGACAGCUGAUGAGUCUCAGUCUAUUGGCAUAGCCAGGCAAUAUGCUGGCAUUGGAAAGGAAUUCACCGUUGCAACAAAUUUUGCCAUCAGCUUACCAAUGGACCUUGAUAUUGAAACAAAAGCACUUCUGCUCUCUGCCACAUUUCUGAUUAAAAUAUUGUUUUUUUGACUAUAACUCAUUCAAGGUAUCUUAGGACACGGAGUGGACAGAUGGAUCGUUUUGUUUGUUAUGUUGUUGCUCGCUUUUCUCUUCAAGUACUAGAAACUAGACCAAUUGAUUUGAAAUUUUCAGUGGGUAAAGAUUGUAGUUUUCGCUCUUAGAUUAUUACUUUUAUUCAUUUUAAAAUUUUCUGUGUACUCGAGAUUCGUUUUUGUGAGCGAUGACGUCAUCAAACUUAAAAAUAGCGCCCCUCGUUGCUAUUCAGCCUUUGCGCAGCGAUCGAGCGAAGUCGUGAACACUGUGAGUACGGUAGGCUAUUGCGAAAGACUGUAUAACCGCUACUACUCCGUGUCCAUAUAUUUGAACAAUGCUCUCUUGUUCAAGAAUAUGCUGUAAAAUACGCAACAUUUUUUAAAAAACAUCUUAAUAUUUCUUUGAUGUGACAUCGACUCCUUUGUUUUUUUUUAUUUCGCUUCCUAGUAUAAGUUUUGUUGCCACGGUAUAUCUAUUUCAAUGGCAAUGCUCAGAUGGCUGUUUUAUUUCA
Molecule: messenger RNA, 1093 nt
Organism: Styela clava
Lineage: Eukaryota; Metazoa; Chordata; Ascidiacea; Stolidobranchia; Styelidae
Source: RefSeq, a predicted model, not a curated record